Molecule: messenger RNA, 3973 nt
Organism: Glycine soja
Lineage: Eukaryota; Viridiplantae; Streptophyta; Magnoliopsida; Fabales; Fabaceae
Product: TMV resistance protein N-like
Exons: 5
Coding region: 186-3287 (1033 amino acids)
Biological process (GO): defense response; signal transduction
Molecular function (GO): ADP binding
Source: RefSeq, a predicted model, not a curated record
UUUUCUAUUUUACUUGUUUUAUUAACUUAUACAAAGAUAUAAAAAUGGAGUAAAAACAACACAAAAUAUUAUUUUUUUUCCUUAUAUUGUAGGACAUUUGUGAUGCUUGUUUGUGAUGUGCGUGAGUCAUUCAGUGAAAGCUCAUAGACCAAAUACUCUGUCUGCACUCCAGUGCUUUUACAAUCAUGGAAAAUCAUGGUGCAGUGUCUGAAACCAAGUGUACGUUUGAUGUUUUCCUUAGUUUUAGGGGUGAAGAUACCCGUCACACAUUUACUUGUAAACUCUAUGAUGCUUUGUGGCUGAAGGGAAUUGACACCUUUAUGGAUAAUAAAGAGCUGAAGAAUGGAGACAAAAUUGGCCCUACUCUUCAUAAAGCCAUUGAAGAAGCAAGGAUUUCAGUUGUUGUCUUGUCUGAAAAUUAUGCAGAUUCUUCAUGGUGCCUCGAUGAACUUGUCAAGAUCCACGAGUGUAUGGAGUCAAAAAACCAGCUCGUUUGGCCCAUCUUCUACAAAGUGAAUCCCUCGGAUGUGAGGCAUCAGAAAGGAAGUUAUGGUGUGGCCAUGACUAAGCAUGAAACAAGUAAUGGAAUAGACUUGGAGAAGGUGCACAAAUGGAGGUCAACCUUGAAUGAAAUAGCCAACUUGAAAGGAAAAUAUUUGGAAGAAGGGAGGGACGAAUCCAAGUUUAUUGAUGAUCUUGCUACUGACAUUUUCAAAAUAGUAUCUUCUAAAGAUUUAUCUAGAGAAAUGUUUAUAGUCGGACGAGAGUAUCGAGUUAAAGAAUUGAAAUUACUUCUAGAUCUUGAGUCUCGUGAUAUCACUUGCCUGUUAGGGAUUCAUGGAACUGGUGGAAUUGGCAAAACUACACUUGCAAAAGCUUUGUAUGACUCCAUUUACAAGCAGUUUGACGGUACAAGUUUUCUCAACGUUGGAGAAACCUCAAAUCCUAAGACAGACUUAAAACAUCUGCAAGAAAAGCUUUUAUCAGAGAUACUUGAGGACGACAAAAUCCACUGGAGAAAUAUUGAAGAAGGAACCGCAAAAAUAGAAAGGAGACUUGGUUUUAAAAGAGUUCUAAUAGUUCUUGACAAUGUUGAUGACAUUAAACAGUUGAAUAAUUUGGCAGGGAAAUGUGCUUGGUUUGGUCCUGGGAGCAGGAUCAUCAUAACAACGAGAGAUAAACAUUUGCUAGAUCUUGGUGAGGUUGAAAAGAGAUAUGAAGUGAAAAUGCUAGAUGAGAAAGAGUCUCUAGAGCUCUUUUGUCAUUAUGCCUUUCGAAAAAGUUGUCCUGAAUCAAACUAUAAAGAUCUGUCCAAUCGAGCAAUGAGUUGUUGCAAAGGCCUUCCAUUGGCCUUAGAAGUACUAGGCUCUCAUUUGUUUAAAAAAAAUGUGGAUGUAUGGAAGGACGCAUUGGAUAGAUAUGAAAAAAGUCCACAUGGAAAUGUUCAAAAAGUUCUUAGAAUAAGCUAUGAUAGCCUGUUCCGCCAUGAAAAGUCUAUUUUUCUUGAUGUUGCAUGUUUUUUCAAAGGGCAACGAUUGGAUUAUGUAAAAACUGUACUAGAUGCAUCUGAUUUCAGCUCAGGAGAUGGUAUUACAACAUUAGUUAAUAAAUCACUUUUAACUGUUGACUAUGAUUGCCUGUGGAUGCAUGAUCUAAUACAAGACAUGGGUAGAGAGAUAGUUAAGGAGAAAGCAAACAAUAAAAUUGGCGAACGCAGCAGAUUAUGGCACCAUGAAGAUGUUCUUCAAGUAUUAGAAGAUGAUAAUGGAAGUAGCGAAAUUGAAGGAAUAAUGCUCGACCCCCCUCAUAGAAAAGAAAUUAAUUGUAUUGAUACUGUAUUUGAGAAGAUGAAGAAUCUUCGAAUUCUUAUCGUUCGUAACACAAGCUUUUCACAUGAGCCUCGUUAUCUCCCAAAAAACUUAAGGCUACUUGAUUGGAAGAACUACCCUUCAAAGUCUUUGCCAUCAGAAUUUAAUCCCACUAAAAUCAGGGCCUUCAAUGGAAGUCCUCAACUCUUACUGGAAAAGCCAUUUCAGUUUGACCAUUUGACUUACAUGAAUAUCUCCGGUUGUGAUAAGGUUUCUGAAUUUCCUGAUGUGUCUAGAGCCAUGAAUUUAAGAAAAUUGAUACUUGAUGGAUGCGAGAACCUGGUUAGCAUUCAUAAAUCAGUUGGACAUCUCGCUAACCUUGUUUCUCUUAGUGCUUCAAAUUGCACACAACUCCAUAGUUUUGUGCCAACAAUCUAUUUGCCAUCUCUUGAAUCCCUUUCCUUUGUUCUUUGCGCAACACUCGCACACUUUCCAGAUAUCGAAGGAAAGAUGGAUAAGCCAUUAGAGAUUGUUAUGUCAUAUACAGCUAUUCAGAAGCUUCCAGAUUCCAUCAAGGAACUUAAUGGCCUUACCUAUCUUGAGAUGACAGGUUGUGAGGAACUCCGAUAUUUACCAAGUAGCUUAUUUAAGUUGCCAAAUUUGGUCACAUUAAAACUUGCAGAAUGUGCUUUCCUUCCAAGGUCAUUGAGAAUGUUUAUAGGAAGUCCUUCAACGUGCGCAAAACUAGAGACAUUACAUUUCGACAAUACUGGGCUGACAGACUAUGAUCUUAAGACUAUUGUUGCCAUUUUUCCUAACUUGAAAGACUUGAAUGUAUCGCGGAACAGAUUUUCUGAUCUCACAUUGAGCAUUGGGAAAUUUACUAACUUGACAAGUCUUGACGUGAGUUAUUGUACGGACCUUAAAGGAAUGCCUUCAAUACUGCCAUCAAGUGUUCAGAAAGUAGAUGCAAGAGAAUGUCGAUCCUUAAAUCAAUUUUCAUCAAACGCCUUAUGGAUUCAGGUAAAAAAAGAAAAGAAUGAAUUAGAAGUCAUGAUGCCAAAAAGGGAGAUUCCAAAAUGGUUCCACUAUGUUAACAAGGGACGGUUUCCGGAUUUCAAGGCUCGUGGGAAGUUCCCUGCGGUUGCUAUAGCGUUUGUAUUUGGGGAAGUGAAUGCCAUUGACAAAGCUAAUAGAAGUAUAAAUGUUGGCAUUCACUUGUUGAUUGAGGAUGAAAGGAGAAAGUUUCGUAAUGUCCCUGUCCCUGAGAAUCAUGUGUUCUUGUGUGACCUACGAGGUUUGUUCAGUUUGGAAGAAUGGGAGGAUGUAGGUGUUGGAGUUGGUAAUGAUUGGAAGACCAUACAGGUUUACUGUGACACAAAGUUGCCUCUAUGUUCAUGGGGAGUUUAUGUGUACAAGAGUGAAAGUAACAUGAAAUAUAUCCAAUUCCCGUCUAAUGAUCCCUGUUCCUCCUUCUAAACUAGCCGAGCGUUGCUGCAGCAACCUCCAUCCACCACAAUGGUUCAAUGAUGUCAUCUGCUAAGCAGCCUUUUUGUUUUCUUAGUUUUCAAUAAUUGCUAGAGUACAUACGUGUAAGGCUCAGAUUAUCUGACCAUUGAAAUUAAAGUAGCUUUAUAUUGUGUUUGACAGAUUCAUAAUGAAAAUAUCUUAGCUUCUUUAUCAACCUAGUUAUCUUUUAGCUUUUCUUAGCUGACUAUGCUGCUACUUCUUACCAAAUUGGCGCUUUGAUUAAGGAAAGGGUUACUUAAUUAUAGGCUGCUGGAUUAAGGUAUUAACCAAAUACUGAUUGAUGAGUAAAGUCGUCAAAGGUAAAAAGGGCUACCAUCAGAUCUGCGUCAGCAAAGCCAUUGUGAAUGUCGGCCCUUAAAGGAGAUGACAAUAUUAGGAUUCUCACAUUGAGUAGAAUAACUGUUUAGGCAUGAGGUUCUCUCAUCUAAUGGACUAGUUUUUUGUAUUGGAGGGCUUUCCUGUGUACUUAAAUCCAAACAAUGAAGUUACCUUAGGGUUCAACAUUGAAGAUGAGGAGGAGGAUGAUGAGAUUGAUUAAACAGUUGGAGGAGUUAGUAGAGAGGACAAGAGACGAUGCGAAAAAAAGCCAAUGGACCUUUGUGUUUAUAUAUUAUAUAGGGGAAACUUUUAUUCCA